Messenger RNA from Fusarium subglutinans, 1197 nucleotides. Its product is annotated as transforming growth factor-beta-induced ig-h3. The record is from RefSeq and is a predicted model, not a curated record. Lineage: Eukaryota; Fungi; Ascomycota; Sordariomycetes; Hypocreales; Nectriaceae. The coding region runs from base 1 to 1197 and encodes 398 amino acids. The transcript has 4 exons.
AUGCGCAGCCUUUUCUCCAUCAAGGUGGCGGGCCUUGCCCUUCUGUCACUUGCCAACGCCCAGGAUGUAUCUGAGAACCUGGCCGGUGCCAUUGCCGACUACAACUCUCUCUCCCUUUUCCGUUCCCUUAUCAUCGCGGCUCCUCAGGUGCUGGCUGAAACUCUUUCCAGCCAGGGCAGUAAUGUCACUGUUUUGAUCCCUACGGAUAACGCUAUCAAGAGUUAUCUUAAAGACUCUAGCAUUUCAGACGUCACUGAAUUGAACCAGACCAUGCUCCAAGUGUUCUUCUCGUAUCAUACUAUGGCGGCUUCUCUGUCAUCUGUCGAUUUCGAUGAUUCCCGUGGACUUUCGGUUCCCACUUUGCUAAAGAGCGAGGAAUUCAACAACAGAACUGCAGGACCUCAGAUCCAGAGCCAGUUCGGCAGCAAUGCUGAUGGCCAGGUCGUGUUCGCUUCGAGGGAACGAAAAGGGAAGAGGGCUGAUGGUGAUAUCAGCGGGGCUAUUGUCAAUCUCCGAGCAGGUGAGGAGCAAAACAUCAAGAUGACUGCUGUUGAUGGAUCUUGGGGUGAGAAGAAUGCCAGCAGGUUUCAGAUCGUGGAUAAAGUCCUUCUCCCCCCUCUAUCUUGCUCCAAGACAGUUCAGGCUGCCGAUGACAAGAGACUCACAGCCUUGAACGGCGCUCUUAUCAAGGCAGGUCUGUGGCCAGCUCUCGACGCCUCGAAGAACGUUACAUGUCUUGCACCCUCUACCCAGGCGUUCAAGGACGCGGGGAGCCCUGAUGUCGAGUUGUCGAAGGAGGAUCUGGGUGGAGCACUGCUGGCCCAUACCCUCAACGAAGUUACCUACUCCAAUUACCUCCGCGACGGCCAAGUAAUUGGAACUCUGAACAAGACCGAGGUCCGAGUUAGAAUAAUAGAUGGCGAUAUCUUCUUCAACAACGCCAAGGUCAUCGAGGCGAAUGUCCUUACCAACAACGGUCUCAUCCAUAUCCUCGAUUCCGUCAUUCAAGCUGGUGGAAAGCCCAGUGAGACCAGCACUGGAACUUCAACCGCUGAAACUGCGAGCGCUACGUCAAGCGGGUCACAGCCGACCUCGAGCUCUGCGACUGUUUCCCCAGACAAUGGAAACUCUGGUAGUCGCCCGUCAAUUGACUUUGGGAUGUUGAGUCUCUUGGUUGCGGCUUAUGCAAUCAUGUGA